UCAUGUUAGUAGUGUCUAUGUGAUCGCAACGAUCGAUACUAUCGGCGAGAUGGAAGUAAUGUCGCCAAACAAUGUCGCCGAGAAAGACUUUAAUGUACUUUAAUGAACAGUAAAUUUGCGUCUGUUUGCAUAUUGGCACUGUUCUGAAGCCUACUGAGCAAAAUAUUAACGUAAAAUGACCACAGUUACUGCAGACAGUAAACUCUGAUCCACCAGAUAUGCAUCUAUGUGUUUAAUCUAAGUGUAUAUUACUUUUUUUCCUUCACAGAAUUUAAGCUCGAGGAACCAUGUAUCCUACCACGACGAAUCUAACUGAAAGCAUAUCACCAGAUCCCUGGCUGACCGAGCUGUCUGUUGGUGAGCUUGUGGCCUGGUGCCUACCUUGUGGCUUUGCUGCUAUUGCUGCCAUAUUUGGCAAUACAUUGGUGCUUGCUUCGUUCUUCAUGUCUUCCAAUCUCCGUCACCACGUGACUUUCUUUGUGGCUGGUUUAGCUAUAGCUGAUGUAUUGGUGGGGCUGCUUUCUAUUCCAAUGUGGAUGUACAUGUUAUAUUUGGCUUGGAAAGGUAACAGUACUUCCGGAAAUACCAAGAUAACCAUAAUUUAUGACGUCCUGGAUGUUUUUGCCGCGUUAAACUCCAUUUUUCAUUUGACUGCAAUAAGUAUCGAGCGGUUCUUUGCAACAGUUUACCCGUGGAGACAUCGAAGAGCCACGCAAAGGAUGUACCAUGUCUUCUUACUGGGAAUUUGGAUUACUUCCGCUCUUGUUUCCAGCUCUUUCUUUCUGCCAGUCAGCAAACCAACCAUAGAUUUUCGUUUCUAUCUAAUUAACAUUCUGUUUGUGAUACCGCUGUUGAUAAUGUCUGUGACUUACACUGGUAUCUGGUUCAAAGCCAAAACUCGCCUCAGGAAAGCCCCGGAUACAGCUUUAAAGACGUCUCUCACCUUGUUCAUUGUCAUUGGUUUAUUUUUUGUUGCCUGGUUACCAUUUUUCGUGGUUCGCGCGGUACUUCAUUUCUGUAGACACUAUUGUGUCUCGUGGAGAAUCUUUUACUUUACCAAGUUGCUUCAUUUUAGUAACUCUGCAGUUAAUCCACUGGUAUACGGCUUACGCAUUCCAGAAUACAGAGACACUUUCUUCAAACUUCUCGGACUCAAGUAUAUGAUUCCUGCACGUGAUUCUAUCGAGUUGGAUAGCCUCGCUGUAAAAAAUUCUCCGCGAAGCUUUGGAGAUAACGCUAACGGUUUUGUGGAUACUCAUGGCAACAACCACAAAGUAACACGACUAGCUGAAGACAACUGCGCCAGACGAGCCAGCCUUCCCACCAUAACCGUAACAACGCCAUCUGAAGUCGUAACUAGAAGUAAAUCCCAAGAUUUAAUUCCUAGUCGAGCAAUACUUUAGUCAGAUUAUUAAUUUAACGCAUUCUUAACGCAUUCUUAAUGCAUUCUUAACUAGCUGGAUCGAUCACGAAGCAGUUUAAAACUACUUUCACUUCCACAUUGAAUACAUCACUUGAGAGUAAUACUUACAGUGUACGGAUAAAAAGGUGAUCAUUCAAACGUCAUACAAUUAACAUAUUAUCGUGUAUAAGCCACAUGCAUGGCCUUGAUUAGAUCGUACGAUAUGGUUUGGAGCGAAAGCAGAAAUCAGGAGCGGGGGGCUGGCAGCUACCUUUGAUCUCGCCGCUUUUCUGGUUUCUAUGUUCGCCCCAGUAAAGAAAUCUGUCAAUCAUUUGAGAACCGUAGCCGGCAUGCACAGAUCGCGAACAUAACACGGAACCGCAACAUGUUUCGCCGCCACUUCUGUGCAGGAUUUGCCUUCGAUUCGAUAUUUUUUUAUUCGCUCUUAGUACUUUUUAGCAACAGUUCUGAGACAAUCAGGACUAAGGGAAUGACGGCCAACUUUGUGUCAGAUUAGCGACAAGUUUCAGGCUGAUAUUUUCCUGCUGAGCUUAAGUGAAUUUCACAUUCUUGGUUGCUGUAUCAGGAAGAUAACUAUUGUAUGCUGCUUUUAUUUUGCUGUGGAAAUUCUAAAGUUCAUUAACUUAACUCCCAUUUUCACACCGACGAAAGAGAAGACUUCCUUUGCAAUUAUUCUUCUCUAAUUUCUGUGCAAAAUAGCGAUGUCGAACUGUUUCUUGACUGCCAUCAUAUAGCGCGAAGCCUCCGAAUGUAAGUCUUUGAAAUAUUUCCUAACUGUUCAGCGUUUUGUAUUAUAAACUCGAGCUUACAUUCAAUAGGCUUUUCUAUCUACAGUUUUGUCCGUCUUGAUUUACUUAUAAAACACCGCAUCUACUUUAUGAUUUCCCUGUGAUAUGUUGAGUUUGAAGACAUUCUACGAGUGAUUUAAAUCAUGAAACUUGAAGACAGUUACAGAGCACUCAACAAGAGUGGCAUGUUUCAAUAAUGCAGUGAUAGUAAAAGCUUUGGAAACCUCCAUUCCUUACUGUUCAGUACCAGUUUGAACUCUAAAACUUGAAAGCAUUUUCCUUCUUGAGCUUCUGCAUGGGAAUGCCCAAAAUGGAAUUGCUGGGUACAGAUUGACUGUGAACUUUUACUAGGUUGAGGUAUUUCAUUUACAAGCUAUUUAGAAUUUCUUGACCCGUAGAAAUAAAGAAAGCAGCUUCUGCUCACAUGCUUUGGCAUGAUUUGUGGUGGAAGAAAACUCUGUCAUACUUCUGGAGAUCAACUGAAAUAGGGCUUCCAUACACUCAUCUACAAAUUGAGAUAUGAAAUAAAACCAGGGACUCAGGGAAGGCAAAUGAGCCCUGUUACCUGUAUGUGUGUGCUAGUUAGUAAUGAGCUAGACAGGCAAAAUGGUCAUUUACCCAGAAAAAUGACUUUAGCUUGGACAAACCUGAGUCAACAGAACCUUCACGAUGUUGAAAUAGGCCAAUUUUGAUACUUGACUCCAACGCCUUGGAAAAUAACAAGAAGUUGUAUCAAUUGCAAGGGAUCUUUGUUUUAUUCCUUCAAGGCAAAGAGAUGGAUAAGGAGUUAAACAUAUCAAAAUUGGCCUGAAGUGUUGCCUAGCGGUAGCUAGCUCCUUUAAUGAAAGGACAGUAAAAUAAGACAAUAAGGAAAGCUAAAAUAAAGUCAGAUGAAUGCAUUCUUUAAUUGUGCUUGUCUCAAAUGGCAAUUCUUUGUGGAAUAGAGGAGCAUGAACUGUUUGUAAACUGUUUCAGAGGCAGC
Messenger RNA from Orbicella faveolata, 3193 nucleotides. RefSeq names its product adrenocorticotropic hormone receptor-like. Gene Ontology annotation, cellular component: dendrite; plasma membrane. The record is from RefSeq and is a predicted model, not a curated record. Lineage: Eukaryota; Metazoa; Cnidaria; Anthozoa; Scleractinia; Merulinidae. Gene Ontology annotation, biological process: chemical synaptic transmission; G protein-coupled receptor signaling pathway, coupled to cyclic nucleotide second messenger. Gene Ontology annotation, molecular function: neurotransmitter receptor activity; G protein-coupled serotonin receptor activity.